Molecule: messenger RNA, 336 nt
Organism: Limulus polyphemus (Atlantic horseshoe crab)
Lineage: Eukaryota; Metazoa; Arthropoda; Merostomata; Xiphosura; Limulidae
Product: organic cation transporter protein-like
Exons: 2
Molecular function (GO): transmembrane transporter activity
Source: RefSeq, a predicted model, not a curated record
UUAGAUCUCUUGUGGCUGAGAAUAACCUUAGCUAUGACCGGAAAGUUGUGUAUCGCCAGUUCGUUUAGUGUGAUUUACAUUUACUCAACUGAACUCUUCCCUACUGUUGUACGAAAUGUUGGAUUAGGUUCGUGUUCAAUGUCCGCUCGGAUUGGAUCAAUGGUAGCACCUUUUGUUAAGGAGUUGGGAAAAGCUACAAGUAAAGGAGUUCCAUUCGGAAUAUUCGGGGGACUCUCUGUAAUUUCUGGACUUUUAGUUCUUCUGUUACCAGAGACUAACAAGCUGCCGAUUCCUGACACACUUGCAGAAGGAGAAGAAUUUGGAAAGUCAGUAUUU